UAGAUAGAAGUUUUUUUUUUUUCUUUUAAAGUUUUUCCUGAUCCAGAUUCCAUAAAAAAUACCGUUAAAAAUUAAACACUUCUUAGUGCGUAUAUGAAUAUAACUAUUAAUUUUUUAUUCCAUGGAGACUGAAUAAUAUUUAAAGUUGAAAAUUUUGAGAAAAAAAUUUUUUCGCUUAAGAUAUGUCUUUUUCGACUUGGUUUAUAUCGUGUUUUCUUCUCUUCUUUUAUACUAAAGCAUUUGGAGAUGUGAAUGAUGAUAUUCGUAAAGUCGGCAUUCCUUACAUUCAAUUUGUAAGAGCACCUAUUAUUCAAAAUUUGAUUGAAUUUAUUAAAAAUGUUGAUCCCAAAAUAUCUUCGAAUAUAAUUCCUGCGGAUGCUGCGUUUGUUCAAACUAUUGCAUCAGUUGAAGAUUCUUUACUACAAUUAGCUAAAUUUUUUGAAAAUCAAACGGCGUUUCCAGAUAUAUCUGAUAUAUCAACAUAUAAUGGCGGACUGGGUUUCGAAUUCAGCAAGAUUACUUGCAAAAAUAGUUACAGUCUUAAAUUUCCUCGAAAAAGAAAUAGUGACUUGGAUCCACCUUGGCAGUUUUACGGAGAUACAGUGUAUGCAAAAGUUUCAUGUCAAACAUCAAAAAAUAACGAAAACCAACACAGAAAAAAAAGAGAUUUGAAUAUCUUUGUCAAUGAAAAAAGCAAAAAAAAGAGGCUAAAGAGAGAUAUAAAUCCAAAAGACUGUGGCAAUGAUAAUCUUUUUAAUAGUAAAAAUGGAAGUAUACGCUUUCCAUUUGAGGGAGCUAGUUAUCCAAUAAAUGUGGAGUGUCAUUGGACAAUAAAUUUAGAACAUAAUGCAGUGGAAAUUAAAAUUGAUGAUUUGGACAUGGAAUCUUCUAAAUAUUGUCAUUAUGACUAUGUUGCAUUUUAUUAUGAUGAUACCUACCAGAAAGAAAUAAGCAGAUAUUGUUCAAAUCAAACUGUCUUCUUAUUAGAAAACUCAGGUGUAGUGUAUAUAAAAGUAGUGUCAGAUGCUUCAAUAACUAAAAAAGGUUUUAAUUUAACUUGGAGCAGUAAAGAAGCAGAAAUAUUUGAUCCUUUCUUUUUCAUAUCCACGACUGUUGUUGAUCAAGUUGGAGAUUUAAACAUUGAUCAAUAUCAAUUUGAUCAACUGGUUGGUAGUACAUUUGAGGCAACAGUAGGUUUCAUGGCUAUCGAUGAUUUUACACUCAAAAUAAAUAAUCCAACCACUUGCCCCUUAGAAAGUUCAGAUCCAUCGUGCUAUUUUGAGGUAAAACCAUAUAUCAUUAGCAAAAUCAUCUCAACACGCAUAUUUCCUAUUGAUUAUCUUGCUGGUCCUGUAGAAGUUGUGUUUGACCAUGUGAUAGAUGUAACACUAUAUAAUGAUCUUGUGUACAGUGCACCAAAAUAUUGCCUUGUUUGGGAAUCAAAUAUUAUAAAUACACCUUUUGGAUCUUGGACAAGGAAAAAUGCACACAUUAUUAGCACAAAUAUAGAGAAAACUAUAUGCAGCUUUGAUAAACCUGGAAUAUUUGUUGUUGCUGCUGCAGUUCCACCUCCAGUUAUCCCUGAUGCUUUUGAUUUGACGAGAAGCUGGUAUUUUGCUCUGGUAUUUGCAAUUGUGUGGCUUUUUAUUACAUUUGUAAAACUUGCUACAAGUUAUAUGAACAUACCUGAAUGGCUAAAUAUGAACCAGAUUUUGGCAUUAGGAGUUUUUUGUGGAAUUUUAAUUUCAGGAAUGAAAAUGGAAUUACAAAAAACAUCUUGCGCAGUAUUUGGAUUUUUACUGUAUUAUUUUGGAGUGGCUUUUUUUAUGUGGCACCUGCUAAAAGUGGCACAGUUUACUGGUGCUUUUGAUAAAUUCUUCAGAAAAGAAAGAAAUUUGUAUGCCUUUUACAUAAUGCUUGGAUGGUGUGUUCCUGCUUUUAUUUCAGGAAUGGGAGGUGGUGCAGUAUUUCACGAAAGAGAAAAAUCACAGAGUUGUUGGAUGUCAAUUAAAGGUGGCAGUGUAAUUGGCUAUGCCACUCCUACAUACUUUAUCAUUUUGCUUACAUGUUUCUUGUAUUACAAAGGUUUAAAGAGGACACCAUUUCGUAUGGAGAUAUACAAUUACCCUAAACUUGUAAAACGAGCUAUUCGAGACAUAAUUGUGUUAGUUCUUUCAAUAUUAGCCUGGGUGACUGGCAUGUUUUGUUUUAUUAAUAACAAUAACUUUCUUCCACAGUUUUUGUUUUGCAUUUUUUUAUGCAGUUUGGUUGUCAUUAUAUCACUGUAUUCAAAACAACAAAGGAAAACUUUUGAAAAAGUAGACGACAAUCAAGAUGCAUACAGUGCUUUUGAACAACAUAACAUGAUGUUAGAAAAGCAGAAAAAGGAAAAAGAACUGGAUCUGCAAAAUAAACUUCUUUUAGCUAAAAAAUAUGCAGACAAAUGGCGCUAUCAGAUACCACGAGAAAAACUUGUAAUUAUAAUUCGAAUCAAUGGUUUGGAACUAGCUAGUGUAUCUUUCAAAAAUGGUAUACCUUCUAUGAGCCUAAACGAAAGAGAAGGCAAAAAGAAAGAUGCUAGUAAUGAUUACCUAAAAAUCAAUGAGGCAGACGAUGAAAAUAUGUAUAAAAUUGAAACUUUGAAUGAAAGUGAAGAUAAUGAAGAGGAAGAAAAAAGCUGGAAUAAUGAAGACAAUGACCUUGACUACAUUGAUAAUGAUGAUGACCACGAUAUUUAUGACGUUGACCACAAUGAUAAAAUUAAAUUUGAUCGUGACAACGAUGACGAAAACGAUCGGGAUAUUGACGAUGAACGCGACAUUGACGACGAUCGCGAUAUUGAUGAUGAUCGCGAUAUUGACGACGACCAAGAUGUUGAUGAUGAACAAGAUGUUGAUGAUGAUGAAAAUAAUGAAAAAGAUAAUGGCGAUAAUGAUAAUGAUGAUCAUGAUGAUGGCAAUGAUAGUAAUAAUGAUGACGAUGAUGAUAAUGAUAUCGAUGAUGAUGGUGAUGAUAAUGAUGAUGAUGAUCAUAAUGAUAAUGAUGAUGAUGCUAAUGACAAUGAUAAAAUUGAGAAUGCCGAAAAUGAAAAUGAAGAUUUUAUUCAUAGUUUAAACAUCGAAACGGAGAGAUCGAGUUUCGACAUGUAUGAACGAUCGAGUUCAAAAAGUAAAUUGGCAAAUUAUCCUGAUCUUGUAUAAAAUUUAUUCAAAUAAGUUAUACGUUUAAUUUUUUUA
Hydra vulgaris (swiftwater hydra) is the source of this 3236-nucleotide messenger RNA. RefSeq lists its product as uncharacterized. NCBI's taxonomy places the organism in Eukaryota, Metazoa, Cnidaria, Hydrozoa, Anthoathecata, Hydridae. Gene Ontology annotation, molecular function: G protein-coupled receptor activity. Gene Ontology annotation, biological process: G protein-coupled receptor signaling pathway; cell surface receptor signaling pathway. The record is from RefSeq and is a predicted model, not a curated record. Gene Ontology annotation, cellular component: membrane.